Messenger RNA from Miscanthus lutarioriparius, 3894 nucleotides. Lineage: Eukaryota; Viridiplantae; Streptophyta; Magnoliopsida; Poales; Poaceae. The record is from the annotation of a GenBank genome assembly.
AUGCAUCUCUUUGCACCGCAGCUGAACUUGCGCUAUCGAUCGGCCGGAUCCGUCCAACUCCUAGAUCUACCAGAGAAAUCAUUCACGUCAGCUGAAACACGCAGGCGGAGGAGGCUUCGCGGAGCAGGAAGGGCGCAGAUUAGAGGAUGCCCAGAUUGUGGUGCAGCUACCAAUAGCUGUGCACCAUCGCUGGUAAGCAGGGAAAAAAGGAAUACUUUUCACAAACCUGUCACCAUGAAUCUUCCACAAGCCAUGGGAGCCAUUACCGGCUUGAACGAGUGUGCUACCUUUAUUCAGUGGGCCAAAUCAGCCUUUUCUUUUCUGCGCUCCAAGUGGAGCAGCCGAGAGGAGCAAAAGCUUGCAGCAGAGGUAUUGUGCUUAGAAAGUAGCCUUCAGGGCCUCAGAGAAGCAACUCUUCCUGCAAUGUAUGAUCUCGUUGACCGAGCAGAGUGGACGAGCCACGUCAGCAAUGUAGCGGAGCACCUUCCAGCACUCAAGGAUGCGGCGUACGACGCUGAGGACCUUCUUGAUGAGUUUAAAUGGUAUGAGCUAAAGAUGCAAGUGGAGAAUAAUGCAACUCAACCUCCUUCUGUUGAAUUCUUUAACAGUGUUGUUCAGGGCAGCUUCAGCAGAGUGGAUGACAUUCAAAAAAGGCUAGAUACUCUUUCUAGUGAGCUGGAAAAGACGGGUCUACGUGCAGUACCACAGAGAUUUGAUGAAUCAAUCCGACCAAAGACCAGUUCUUUCCCCACUGAAAAAAGGAUUUUUGGUCGUGACAAGGAAUUGAAGGAUUUGAUUUCACUGCUUUGUGUGCCCUUGAAUGGUGGCGUGGUUUGUCCUAAACCCAGGAGAAUAAUGGAAAAUUUAACUAUUGCAUCAACUAGUAACCAAGCUACUGUACCAGGUGGUAAUGGGCCAGUGAUGACAAGUGUUUCUGUCCUGCCAAUAGUUGGAAUUGGAGGUAUUGGAAAGACUACAUUAGCACAACAAAUCUCCAAGCAUCCAGAGGUGAAUUCCCACUUCAAAAAGAUCGGGUGGCAAGCUCUCGUAAGACAAUUGAACAAAGAAAGGUUUUUGAUCAUCCUUGAUGACAUGUGGGAUGAUGCCUUGAAUGGACAAUGCUGGGAGGGUUUCUGUGCACCCCUCACAAAUGUUGUUCAGGGAAGUAUGUUGUUGGUGACCACAAGGUCUCAGAAGGUUGCUGAUAGAGUGGGUACAAUGGAGUCUUUUCCACUGGGUAGCUUGAAUAAUGAGGACUUUUGGGAUUUUUUCAAACAAUGUGCCUUUGGGUCUGAUGCUUCUCACAUUUAUCCCGAGUUAGAGCAGAUUGGUAGAGGCAUACUUGGGAAGUUAAAGGGCUCUCCGUUAGCUGCAAAAACUCUUGGACGUUUGUUAGGAAUGAAGCUUGACACCAGACACUGGAGCGGUAUAUUAGAGAGUGAACUAUGGCAGCUUAGGCAAGAGGAGACUGACAUUUUGCCAGCUCUUCGGUUGAGCUAUGUGUAUUUACCAUUCUACUUGAAAAGAUGUUUCUCAUUCUGUGCUGUCUACCCCAAACACUACAAUUUCGAAAAGGAAAGUCUAGUUGAAUUGUGGGUAGCGGAAGGCUUUGUGGUACCUGAAGGCAACAUUCCACUCCAAGAAAUUGGUUCUCGGUACUUUGAAGACCUUGUAAAUAGGUCCUUUCAGAUUCUCGAUUCUAAGUACGUAAUCCAUGACCUGAUUCAUGACAUGGCACAACUUGUUUCAAAGGAGGAUUGCUUCAUCAUAAAUAACACAAGCGACAUUCAAAAUGUUCCUCAGAAUGUUCGCCAUCUGUCGAUACUGCAAAACAGUGAUGUGGACGGUAAUGACCUGCUGAGGCUAAGCAAGCAUCGAAAGUUGCACACCCUAUUUUGCAACAAGUCUUUAAGUAUUCUUUUCUAUGGAAAGUCUCUAAGGAUUGAUAACAGUGCUGUAUUGGAGCACUGGUUUAGUGAACUUGGACGCUUGCGGGUCAUUAUUUUUGCCUCCAUAAGGGCAUUACCAAAGAAUAUGUCCAACAUGAAGCACCUUUGGUACCUUGAAAUCUCCAAGAAUUGUGUUUCGAAGAGCCUCCCGUCAGAGUUUUGUUGCCUCUACAAUAUACAAAUAAUAUAUGCUAGGAGGUGCAAAUUCCAACACUUUCCUGGUGGUUCCACUAAGUUGAUCAACCUACAGAGAUUUGAGUCGGCGACGUAUCAAUUUUGUCAAGAACAUGCUUUGCCAAUUCAUGCAAGUGCUACUGCUAGGCAGGGAAACCAACUUAGGCUUUGUGAUUAUCAAGGUGCAUCUCUUCCAAACUCGAUUAAUCCAGAAAACUUUGCCAACAUAACGUUACUUUCAAUCCACAAUUGCAAUGGAUUAAAGAGCAUAUCGGUUUCUCGGAACUCACAACAAACAAACCUAAAUGUGAUACCAGCGGUGCUCUUUAAUAACAUGGUAGUAGGCGACAACAUCGGUACCAGCACUUUCUCUUACCUUGUUGAGCUAACAAUUGAGAAGUGCCAAGACCUAUCAAGCCUAGAGCACUUUCUAAGUCCAGAUUAUAUACCUGCCAUCAAGAAGAUAGUAAUUGCAGACUGCCAAAAUAUGGAAUAUGUGCCAACAGGAAGUUUUGGAGAUUUUCGUUUCCUUGAGGAAUUGAAUUUCUGGAAUUGCCCAAAGAUCAAAUCAAAACGUCUAAGGGCCCCAUCCCUAAAGAUGAUAAAGCUGAAGAACUCAGGGAAUGUCGGAGGCUAUAUUGAUUGUGGUUCCCUCACCAUCUUGCAUUUAACAGGUUGUCCUUUGGCUGCCAUGGAGCUACGAAAUUGGGGUCUUCCAUCACUGCAGGAGCUCAAGAUCAGUAAUUGUGCAUUUCAGACAUGCACUAGGAGUGCUCGUUUCUGCCCUUUCCAUUGGCUUUCUUUUGAAGAAUAUUGCUGCACUUUCUCAUCCCAAAGUGAUAUAACAAUUGAGAAUUGCCAAAAUUUAUCAAGCCUGGAACAAUUUCUAGAACCAGCUUAUAUACUUGCAAUCAAGAAGAUAGUAAUAGGUGAUUGCAGAAAUGUGGAAUUCGUCCCAACCGAAAGAUUUGGAGAUUUGCAUUCCCUUGAAGUACUUGAGGUGCUAUGCUGUCCAAAGAUCAGAUCACAACGACUGUUUUCCCGAUCCCUGAAGCAGCUCAAGCUUGUAGAUUCCGGGAAUCUCAGAGAUGAUAUUGAUUGUGGGUCUAUCACCAGCUUUGACUUAUUCCGUACCCAUCAGGUAUCCAUCGAUCUACAAAAGUGGAGUCUUCCAUUACUACAGCAGCUCAACAUCCGUGAUUGCGCAUCGCUGACGACAAUUAUUGGAGGCAGUGUUGCUAAAUUCCCGUUACUCACCCAACUUACCAUUGAGUCCUGCAGCAAGCUCGAAGCUCUUGAUGACAUCCUCCUCUCUCUCCAUGCCAUCGAAUGUAUUAAUAUUAGCCAAUGUGGAUCCCUGUCAACCCUGCUCGCUGAACAAUUUGGGAGUUUUCCUCUUCUGAAGGAUUUGUCCAUUUGGGCCUGUCCAAAUCUCGACUGGAAAAAUGGGAUGGUGCUACCAUCGUCCCUCCAAAGGCUCUGCUUAGAUGAUUGUGGGGAUUUAUCUGCCUCAUUUCCUGGCUUCCUGGAGAACCUCACCUCCCUCGAAUUACUGGACAUGAGUUGUUGCAAAGGCAUUGUAUCCAUUCCAGCACGCCUGUGGGGCAAUAAUCUUGUAUCACUCCAGGAAUUGCUGAUUGUCGGUUGUCAAGACCUCGAAAAAAUUGGACAGGAAGCAAUUGCAAACAUAAAAAAGGUGUACAUUGUCAACUGCCCAAAGUUGAUGGAAGUGAACCAGCCACUGAUUAGAGGCGAUAUCAAUAAGAGGUAA